AUGCAUUUGAUUCAAAGAUUGAAUGUGGCCAUUAAUGUUGUUGAUGUGUUGGAGUAUCUUCAUCACUCUUGCCAACCUCCAAUUGUUCAUUAUGAUAUGAAGCCAAGCAAUGUUCUCUUGGAUGAUGACAUGAAUGCUCAUAGCUUGGCAACCUCAGUUGGGGUCAUUAAAGGCACCAAUGGUUAUGUUCCUCCAGAGUAUGACUUUGGGAGUAAGAUGUCAACCAUGGGAGAUGUGUACAGCUAUGGGAUUCUUGUUCUAGAGUUGUUGACAAGAAUGAGACCAGUUGAUGAGAGUUUGAAAGAUGAUAUGAUAAUGAGAAAGUUUGUAGAGACUUAUGCUUUUCCGGAGAGAAUCAUGGAGGUCAUUGUGGACCCCACCACCAUUUAA
This is a messenger RNA of Dioscorea cayenensis subsp. rotundata (Guinea yam), 390 nucleotides long. RefSeq names its product probable LRR receptor-like serine/threonine-protein kinase At3g47570. NCBI's taxonomy places the organism in Eukaryota, Viridiplantae, Streptophyta, Magnoliopsida, Dioscoreales, Dioscoreaceae. The transcript is spliced from 3 exons. Gene Ontology annotation, molecular function: protein kinase activity; ATP binding. Gene Ontology annotation, biological process: protein phosphorylation. The record is from RefSeq and is a predicted model, not a curated record. The coding region runs from base 1 to 390 and encodes 129 amino acids.